Messenger RNA from Manihot esculenta (cassava), 2547 nucleotides. RefSeq lists its product as uncharacterized. Bases 243 to 2342 code for a protein of 699 amino acids. The record is from RefSeq and is a predicted model, not a curated record. NCBI's taxonomy places the organism in Eukaryota, Viridiplantae, Streptophyta, Magnoliopsida, Malpighiales, Euphorbiaceae. Gene Ontology annotation, biological process: intracellular signal transduction. The transcript is spliced from 6 exons.
UCUCUACGCAUUUGACCUCUUCUUUGUUUUUAGGAGGUUUGUUCGUUAAACCUCUCAUCCUAUCCAUAUAAAUAUACAUUCUCCUCCGUUAAACCCUCUCGAUUUCAUCGUUCUCUCCUCAACUGUUAACUAUCCCAUUUCUCAUCUUUUCCUCUUUUUCUCCGUUGCCAAUUUCCCCCCCUCUCUUUCUUUCUCUCUUUCAUGCGUCUCUGAGUUCUUUCCAUUUAAUUUUCUUUGAAAGAAUGAAGCUAUCUAAUGGGGAAACCAAUGAUUCUGUCGAGGGGAACCUACCCAAGAAUGGAGCUGAUGAUGGCACAAAUAUAAAAGGGAAAGAUGAAGAAGAGAUUCCGAUAAGAUUGGAUUCGGAAAACAAACCCGAUGAUCAAGGAGAACUGGAACAAUGCUCCGAAAAUGAGAUCAAGGACGGACAAAUAGCAGAUAACGAAGACUCCACUGCCGAAAUACCAGAAAAUAUUCAAAUUCUCUCGCCCGAUACUCACAUGCCUGAGAUAUCGGAUAAUACUGAAAUCUCGCCCCAAAGCAGUCACGUGCAAAAUGAGGAAAAAAUAGCCGUUACAAGCGACGGUCAUCUACAAAUAAUCAAACCUCUGUCUCAACUCCCAAAGCCAGAGGCACCACCAGGGCUGGCACCUUCUCCGACGCCUAAAGAGGACGGAGUUGUUUUAAAUCGGUCGAAAUCGUUAUCGGAGAGUUUAGCAGUCGAUAUGCCGUCGAUCGGGAAAUUCAUUAAAGAGAGAAGCAAUAGCUUAUCCGCGUCGAUUGCGAAUCGAUUAUCAUCUCUGAGAAAUGGCAGCAACAGCCAUGAAGAUGACGAGGAGACUAAAAAUAAGAUGAAGACUGGGGACUCGGAUGUUACGGAAUUCAACAUAUCGGGGCUCAAAGUCAUAGUGAGGCUUAAAAACGAGGACGAAUUUAAGGGACGGAUAAGCUUCUUCUCGAGGUCAAAUUGCAGGGAUUGUACGGCAGUCCGAUCAUUUUUCAGGCAGAAAGGAUUGAAAUUCGUAGAGAUUAACAUCGAUGUGUUCCCUCAGAGAGAACAGGAGCUUAUAGAGAGAACAGGGAGCUCACAGGUUCCCCAAAUUUUCUUCAACGACAAGCUAUUUGGGGGAUUAGUAGCAUUGAAUUCCUUGAGGAACAGUGGAAUUUUCGACCAGAGGUUGAAGGAGAUGCUGGGAAGUAAAUGCUCGGGUGAUGCGCCGGCAGCUCCAGUGUACGGGUUUGAUGAUCCGGAGGAGGAAUCGAUGGACGAGAUGGUGGAGAUCGUAAGGGUUUUGAGACAAAGAUUGCCUAUUCAGGACCGUGUGAUGAAGUUGAAGAUUGUAAAGAAUUGCUUUGCUGGGUCUCAGAUGGUGGAAGUGCUGAUACAACAAUUGGACUGCGGCAGAAAGAAGGCUGUUGAAAUUGGCAAGCGGCUGGCAAGGAAGCACUUUAUCCAUCAUGUCUUUGGGGAUAAUGAUUUUGAAGAUGGAAACCACUUCUAUCGUUUUCUUGAGCACCAACCAUUCAUUCCCAAAUGCUACAACUUUCGAGGAUCUACAAAUGACAGUGAACCCAAGUCAGCAAUAAAGAUUGGCCAAAAGUUAAACAAAAUAAUGUCCGCAAUACUUGAGUUCUAUGCCUCCGAUGACAGGUUUCAUGUUGAUUACGCUAGCAUUAGCAGAAGUGAGGAAUUCAGAAGAUAUGUAAAUUUGGUUGAAGAUCUUCACAGGGUGGAUCUACUGGAACUCUCAACAGAUGAGAAACUGAGCUUCUUUCUGAACCUGUAUAAUGCCAUGGCCAUCCAUGCUGUAAUUAGAUUGGGUUGCCCUGAAGGCGUAAUUGAUAGAAGUUCCUUCAAUUCAGACUUCCAAUACAUUGUAGGAGGUUCUGCUUACUCGCUCAAUACCAUAAAGAAUGGAAUUCUCAGAAACAAUCGAAGAUCUCCUUACUCAUUGGUCAAGCCGUUAGGUGCUGGAGACAAACGGCUGCAGAUGGCUCUUCCUAAAGUGAAUCCAUUAAUCCAUUUUGGUCUCUGCAAUGGGACAAGGUCAAGUCCCACAGUAAGGUUUUUCACAGCCCAAGGAGUUGAAGCUGAAUUAAAAUACGCUGCAAGGGAGUUCUUCCAAAGAAGUGGAAUGGAAGUUGACUUGGAAAAGAGGACAGUCCAUCUCACACGGAUAAUCAAGUGGUUCAGCGUAGAUUUUGGACAAGAGAGAGAAAUUCUCAAGUGGAGUAUCAACUACCUGGAUGCAACUAAAGCGGGUCUUCUUACUCAUCUUUUGGGAGAUGGUGGCCCUGUCAACAUUGUGUACCAAAACUAUGAUUGGUCUAUCAAUUCCUGAGGUGCCUACAUUGUGCUGUUGUGGCACUAUUUAUUGAGAGGGAGAGAGAGUGAGCGUGGAACUGCAUUGAAUGUGAGUGAGAGAUAGAGAUAGAGUAAACGAGGAACUGCAUUGUCCAGAGGCACCUUGUACAUAAUACCCAAAAUUUGGAAGCAAUCACCUGGGGAUCUAUUGAAUCACAGGUAUUAUAAACUUUUUCUUUAAU